AUGAAUAUGCUCAUCAAAUUCCAAAGCGUGGACCCCGAUGCAUAUUUACGCAAGAACCCAUCUGAUAUACUCGCUUUACUUUUGAAUGAAUCUGAUCUUUCUAAUUUGGAUAUCAAUCUAUUUUUGGAAGAAAGUUAUGUUCAAGAUGAUAAACCAAAUAAGCAAGAUUUUCUGAACGAAAUAGAUGUCACACCUGAUGCGAUUAUUCUUCAAUCAUCUCUCAAUAUCAAAGCGUGUGCUGAUAUUCCAGCUCUACGACGAAUCAUAGAAAAAGAAAAACUUGUUGGCGAACCGUACAAUUCAUUGUAUUCACCAAAGAUUAUUAAUUUACUAUACAGAUGGUUUGCUUAUAUCCCGUUCUGGUCAUGUAUAAUGACUAAUUUCUUUGAAAGAUAUGCUAAAGAUGGAAAGAAUGUCUCAACAAGUGAUUGGGAAUUUGGACAUGGACGAGUUUCAAAUGCUACAGUCGAGAAAUGUUUUCGCACUGUGAAAUCAUCUGUUCUCGAAUACAAGAUCAAUCUUCGACCUGCUGACUUUUUAAUGCGAACUUAUUCGCAUACACUGUCGCGUAUGAAAGGUGAUAAAUUUGGUGUCGCUCAAUCGUCACGUGGUAGAAAAAAAGCACUAAGCAAAGCAGAUGAUUUGAAUGCGAAAGAAACAUGGUGGCGCCGUGUUCAAUCAAAGACAAAAAAUGGUCGUCGUGCAUAUUAUUUUAGUAAUAAAGUGAGCCAGACAAAUGCAUGUAAACUAUCGUGA
Molecule: messenger RNA, 756 nt
Organism: Didymodactylos carnosus
Lineage: Eukaryota; Metazoa; Rotifera; Eurotatoria; Philodinida; Philodinidae
Source: the annotation of a GenBank genome assembly